This is a messenger RNA of Mastomys coucha (southern multimammate mouse), 14695 nucleotides long. RefSeq names its product A-kinase anchoring protein 6 (gene Akap6). Gene Ontology annotation, molecular function: protein kinase A binding; transmembrane transporter binding. NCBI's taxonomy places the organism in Eukaryota, Metazoa, Chordata, Mammalia, Rodentia, Muridae. The transcript is spliced from 14 exons. The coding region runs from base 228 to 7163 and encodes 2311 amino acids. The record is from RefSeq and is a predicted model, not a curated record. Gene Ontology annotation, cellular component: perinuclear region of cytoplasm; sarcoplasmic reticulum.
CUCCACUGGAAAUGCAGCAAGGAUUCCUAGCACAUCCCAGUUGCCAUAGCAACAGCAGCCUUUUCCCAUAAUGAGCUGCAUCAUCUGAACUGAUGUCACAGCAUCAUGCAGCAGGUCAAGCAAGGCAUCUCCUAGUAUUGCAUCCUACAGAUGUGCUGUAAACAUCAAAAGGAGGCGGUGGGAGCAGGAGAUGCUGUUUUGGAAAGAAGUAAGGCUUAGAUUUCUCCAUGUUAACCAUGAGUGUGACACUUUCCCCACUGAGGUCACAGGACCCAGAUCCCAUGGCGACUGAUGCCUCACCCAUGGCCAUCAACAUGACACCUACAGUGGAGCAGGAGGAAGGAGAGGGAGAAGAGGCCGUGAAGGACAUGGAUGCUGAGCAGCAGUACGGAAAGCCACCUCCACUCCAUACAGCAGCUGACUGGAAGAUUGUCCUGCACUUACCUGAGAUUGAGACCUGGCUUCGCAUGACCUCAGAGAGGGUCCGUGACCUAACCUACUCGGUCCAGCAGGAUGCAGACAGCAAGCAUGUGGAUGUGCAUCUAGUCCAGCUAAAGGACAUUUGUGAGGAUAUUUCUGACCAUGUGGAGCAGAUCCAUGCCCUCCUUGAGACGGAGUUCUCCCUGAAGCUGCUGUCCUACUCGGUCAAUGUCAUCGUAGACAUCCACGCAGUGCAGCUGCUCUGGCACCAGCUCCGCGUAUCCGUAUUGGUCCUCCGGGAGCGCAUCCUACAAGGUCUGCAGGACGCCAAUGGCAACUACACCAGGCAGACUGACAUUCUGCAAGCAUUCUCUGAAGAAACAAAGGAGGGCCGGCUUGAUUCCCUCACAGAAGUGGACGACUCAGGGCAGUUAACUAUCAAAUGUUCUCAGAAUUACUUGUCUCUGGAUUGUGGCAUUACUGCAUUUGAACUUUCCGACUACAGUCCGAGUGACGAUCUGCUUGGUGGCCUGGGCGACGUGACCACUAGCCAGGCCAAAAAUAAAUCUUUUGACUCUUGGAGCUACAGCGAAAUGGAAAAGGAGUUCCCUGAGCUCAUCCGAAGUGUUGGGUUGCUUACAGUGGCCACCGAGCCUGUCCCUUCCGGCUGUGAAGCAGCCAACGAGGACUCAUCUCAAGUGUCCCUUUCAGACGACCACAAAGGUGGACAUGAGGAAGAUGGUGCUCCUGUACCUGCAGAGCAGCUGGGCUCAACACUGGGGAUGUCUUCCUUAGGGGACACACUGACAAAUGCUGCUGAACACCCUCCGGAGACAGCAAAACAAGAUUCUACUUCCUCCCCACAGCUUGGUGCGAAAACCCCCCAGCCUGCUCCUUGUGAAAUUACGACUCCCAAGAGAUCCAUCCGCGACUGCUUUAAUUAUAACGAAGAUUCUCCCAUGCAGCCCACAUUGCCCAAAAGAGGGCUUUUUCUAAAAGAAACUCUUCAGAAUGGGCGGAAAGGCAGUGGUGGGAAGGCGCAAGUGGUUGACCUGAAGCCUGAGCUGAGCAGAAGCACCCCCUCCCUGGUGGACCCCCCUGACAGAUCGAAGCUCUGCCUAGUAUUGCAGUCUUCCUACCCCAGCAGUCCUUCUGCUGCCAGCCAGUCCUAUGAAUGUUUGCACAAGGUGGGGAUCGGCAAUCUUGAAAGCAUAGUCAAAAGUCACAUUAAAGAAAUUUCUUCCAGUUUGGGAAGGCUGACUGACUGCCAUAAAGAGAAACCGCGACUGAAAAAGCCACACAAGACCUCGGCCGAGGUGCCUCUGUGCAGAAUACCUAAACGGGGAACUGGUUCAGGGGAGCAAUCCGAGAGCACCAGGAGCUCAGCAGCACCGAGCAUGGUGUCGCUUGGAGCCCCCAAAGCCACGGCGAGACCAGAGACGGAUUCUGCGUCUACAACCUCAAGUGACAGGUGCCAUCAGAGAAAUCGGAGUGGACAAUUGCCAGCGCAAUCAAAGGCCUCCAGUUCACCCCCUUGCAGUCACAGCAGUGAGACCUCUCUUGGCUCAGACAACAUCAAAUCCCCACUUCCUCUUCUUUCAAAAAACAAAAGCCAAAAUGACUCCCCACCUGCUCCAUGUCACGCCACACAGAACGGUCAGGUAGUGGAGGCCUGGUACGGCUCUGAUGAGUACCUAGCCUUGCCGUCUCACCUCAAACAGACGGAGGUGUUAGCCCUGAAGCUGGAGAAUCUAACCAAGCUUCUGCCCCAGAAACCCAGAGGAGAGACUAUCCAGGAUAUAGAUGACUGGGAACUGUCUGAAAUGAAUUCAGAUUCUGAGAUCUAUCCAACAUACCACAUCAAGAAAAAACACACAAGGCUAGGCACGGUGUCUCCAAGCUCAUCCAGCGACAUAGCCUCGUCUCUCGGGGAGAGCAUUGAAUCUGGGCCCUUGAGUGACAUUCUUUCUGAUGAGGACUUAUGCAUGCCCCUCUCCGGCAUGAAAAAAUUCAUUGAUGAGAAAUCAGAGAGACCUUCACUCUCUGAGAAGAGUGAGAGCCAUUCGGCUACAAAAUCAGCUUUAAUUCAGAAAUUAAUGCAAGAUAUUCAGCACCAAGAUAACUAUGAAGCCAUCUGGGAAAGAAUUGAGGGGUUUGUGAACAAGCUGGACGAAUUCAUUCACUGGCUAAACGAAGCCAUGGAGACCACAGAGAACUGGACUCCUCCUAAAGCGGAGACGGACAGCCUUCGGCUGUACCUGGAGACACACUUGAGUUUUAAGUUGAACGUAGACAGUCACUGUGCCCUGAAGGAAGCUGUGGAGGAAGAAGGACACCAACUUCUUGAGCUCGUUGCAUCUCACAAAGCAGAAGGACUGAAGGACAUGCUGAAGAUGAUUGCAAGUCAAUGGAAGGAGCUGCAGAGGCAAAUCAAACGGCAACACAGCUGGAUUCUCAGAGCCCUGGACACCAUCAAAGCCGAGAUACUGGCUACUGAUGUGUCUGUGGAGGACGAGGAGGGGACUGGAAGCCCCAAGGUUGAGGUUCAGCUCUGCUACCUGGAAGCGCAGAGAGACGCUGUCGAGCAGAUGUCCCUCAAGCUGUACAGCGAGCAGUAUACCAGUGGGAGCAAGAGGAAAGAAGAGUUUGCCGACAUGUCGAAAGCACAUUCGGUGGGAAGCAAUGGGCUUCUGGACUUUGAUUCAGAAUAUCAGGAGCUCUGGGAUUGGCUGAUUGACAUGGAGUCCCUUGUGAUAGACAGCCACGACCUGAUGAUGUCAGAGGAGCAGCAGCAGCAUCUUUACAAGCGAUACAGCGUGGAAAUGUCCAUCAGGCACCCGAAAAAGACAGAGUUGCUUAGCAAGGUUGAAGCUUUGAAGAAAGGUGGCCUUUCACCACCAAAUGAUAUCCUGGAAAAAGUGGAUUCAAUUAAUGAAAAAUGGGAGCUGCUUGGGAAAACCCUAAGAGAGAAGAUACAGGACACAAUGGCAGGCCACAGUGGGUCGGGCCCACGUGACCUGCUCUCUCCUGAAAGCGGAAGCCUAGUAAGGCAGCUGGAGGUCAGGAUCAAAGAGCUGAAAAGGUGGCUAAGAGAUACGGAGCUUUUCAUCUUCAAUUCCUGUCUGAGACAAGAGAAGGAAGGAACGAGCGCCGAGAAACAACUCCAAUACUUUAAGUCACUCUGUCAUGAGAUCAAGCAGCGGCGUCGAGGAGUGGCCUCCAUUCUGAGGUUGUGCCAGCACCUCCUGGACGAUCGGGACACCUGCAAUCUGAAUGCAGAUCACCAGCCCAUGCAGCUGAUCAUUGUAAACCUUGAAAGGAGGUGGGAAGCCAUCGUCAUGCAAGCUGUCCAGUGGCAAACACGGUUACGAAAGAAGAUGGGGAAAGAAUCCGAGACUUUGAAUGUGAUUGAUCCUGGCUUGAUGGAUCUGAAUGGAAUGAGUGAGGAUGCCCUGGAAUGGGAUGAAACAGACAUAAGUAACAAACUCAUUAGUGUGCAUGAAGAAUCCAAUGACCUUGAUCAAGACCUGGAGCCUAUGAUACCCACAGUGAAGCUUGAAGAGACACAGCACAAAGACUCUGGUUAUGAAGAAGAAGCAGGUGACUGUGGAGGGUCUCAGUAUACCUCAAACAUCACUGCCCCUUCCAGCCCACACAUUUACCAAGUGUACAGUCUUCACAAUGUCGAGCUCCAUGAGGACAGCCACACUCCAUUUCUGAAGAGCAGCCCGAAGUUCACGGGCACAUCACAGCCUACUGUUUUAACUAAGAGCCUCAGUAAAGAUUCUUCAUUUUCAUCCACAAAAUCGUUACCAGACCUGUUAGGGGGUUCCAGCUUGGUGAGGCCUUACUCAUGUCACAGUGGAGACCUGAGCCAGAAUUCAGGCAGUGAGAGUGGAAUUGUCAGCGAAGGAGACAAUGAGAUGCCAACCAACUCCGACAUGAGCUUGUUCAGUAUGGUAGAUGGGUCCCCAAGUAACCCUGAGACGCAACAUCUGGACCCACAAAUGGGAGAUGCUGCCAAUGUGCGGGAGCAAAAAUUUAAAGAUGAGGGGGAGUGCCUUAAGCUUUCAAGUGUCUCUCGGGCAUCCUUCUCACCAGUGAGUUGUGCGAAUGGAAAAGCUGGGGAUUUAAACAGUGUUACCAAACAGACCACUGAUUGUUUGGGAGAAGAAUUACAAGGAAAACAUGAUGUGUUUACAUUUUAUGAUUACUCAUACCUCCAAGGCUCAAAACUCAAAUUACCAAUGAUAAUGAAACAGCCACCGAGUGAAAAGGCACAUGCGGAGGAUCCCCUUCUUUGUGGUUUUUACUUUGAUAAAAAGUCCUGCAAACCUAAACAUCAGACUUCAGAGUUGCAGCCAGAUGCACCUCCCCGUGAGAGGAUUUUGGCAAGUGCACCUCACGAGAUGGGUCGCAGCUCCUACAGAAGUAGUGACAUAGAGAAGACACUCACGGGCAUUCAGAAUGCCAGACAGCUCUCCCUUUUAUCUCGUAGCUCAUCUGUAGAGUCCCUUUCUCCGGGGGGCGAUUUGUUUGGAUUGGGAAUCUUCAAAAAUGGCAGUGACAGCCUCCAGCGAAGCACUUCUUUAGAAAGUUGGUUGACAUCCUAUAAGAGCAACGAGGAUCUUUUUAGCUGUCACAGCUCUGGGAACAUAAGCGUGAGCAGUGGCUCAGUUGGUGAGCUGAGUAAGAGGACAUUAGACCUUCUGAAUCGCCUGGAGAAUAUACAGAGCCCCUCAGAGCAAAAGAUCAAGCGGAGUGUUUCUGAUAUCACACUGCAAAGCAGUUCCCAAAAGAUGUCCUUCAGUGGCCAGAUGUCAUUGGAUGUGGCAUCCUCCAUCAACGAAGACUCACCCGCAUCUCUUACAGAGCUGAGUAGCAGCGAUGAGCUCUCUCUUUGCUCGGAGGACAUCGUGUUACACAAAAACAAGAUCCCAGAAUCCAAUGCGUCAUUCAGGAAGCGCCUGAAUCGCUCAGUGGCCGAUGAGAGCGAUGUCAAUGUUAGCAUGAUUGUCAAUGUCUCCUGCACCUCGGCUUGCACUGAUGAUGAAGACGACAGUGACCUCCUCUCCAGCUCCACUCUCACCUUAACAGAAGAAGAGCUGUGCCUCAAAGAUGAGGAUGAUGACUCCAGUAUCGCAACAGAUGAUGAGAUUUAUGAAGAAAGCAACCUGAUGUCUGGGCUGGACUACAUAAAGAAUGAACUGCAGACUUGGAUAAGACCUAAACUUUCCUUGACGAGAGAAAAGAAACGAUCCAGCGUCACUGAUGAAAUAAAGGUCAAUAAAGAUGGGGGAAGUACCGAGAGGGCCAAUCCCUCAGACACCCUGGACAUCGAGGCCCUUUUAAACGGCUCCAUAAAACGGCUCUCUGAAAACAAUGGUAAUGGUAAGAAUCUACCCAGAACUCAUGACCUAGGAACCAAAGGUGAAAAUAAGAAAACUACAUAUGAAGUUACUAAAGAUCCGCACGUGGCUGACGUGGAAAAUGGCAAUGUUGAAAGUACUCCAGAAAAAGAAAAGGAGAAGUCACAAGGGAUUCCAGAGGCGUCAGAGAACCCUGCUUCAAAUGUGAAAAAGAUUUCUGAAUCCAAGCACAGCAAACGUGAAGCAUUAAUGGAUGGCUCUGACGAUUCAAAUGUUGCUGGAAAGGAAUUUGGUCCCCCAAAUGAUAGACAUCCUCCACAGGUAGAUCCCAGUCUCCAGCAUCCUGAAAGUGGUGACUGCACAUCAGUCCAGAACUCUUGCCCAGGACUUCUGUCAGAAACUGGCAGUGGAAGCAGACAAGACAAUGAUGGUCUAAAAUCUUUGUCUGAUGAUGCACCAAGUGGGGCUAGAAAAUCUGCUGGUUGCUGCCUACUCGAACAAAAUGAGACAGAGGAAAGUGCUUCUAUCAGCAACAGCGCUUCCUGUUGCAACUGCAAGCCAGAUGUUUUCCAUCAAAAAGAUGAUGAAGAUUGUUCAGUACAUGACUUUGUUAAGGAAAUCAUUGACAUGGCAUCGACAGCCCUCAAAAGUAAAUCACAACCUGAAAGUGAGGUGGCUGCUCCCACAUCACUGACCCAAAUUAAGGAGAAAGUGUUAGAACAUUCGCAUCGGCCCAUACACCUGAGGAAGGGGGAUUUUUAUUCCUACUUAUCUCUUUCGUCCCACGACAGUGAUUGUGGGGAGGUCACCAAUUACAUAGAUGAGAAGAGUAGCACCCCAUUGCCACCGGACACCGUGGACUCUGGUUUAGAUGACAAGGAAGACAUGGACGGCUUCUUUGAAGCCUGUGUUGAGGAUGAGCCUGCUGAAGAGAAAAUUUGUCUGCCCAGUGCCCUUCCAAAUGAAUCGGCAGUCCCAGAUGAAGCUACUAAGCCAGAACAAAUGACAGCUAGCUCUUCUGUGUUCAGUGAUGAGACAGACAUGGUGCCUCUUUCAGGACUUUCCCCUCAGAAGGGAGCUGAUGAUGCAAAGGAAGGAGAUGAUGUGUCUCACACUUCCCAGGGCUGUGCAGAGAGCGCAGAGCCUACCACCCCCUCAGGAAGGGCCAGUAGAGAGGGGAGUUCAAGAAAGCAAGGUGUAUCAGGAAUACCAGAAGAAAAUGCUGCUUCAGCCAAACUGAAAAUUCAAGCUUUCUCUUUGAAUGCAAAACAGCCAAAAGGCAAGGCUGCACUGUAUCCCAGCCCCCAAACUAUAACCUGUAAAGAGAAGCUCGUAAGCUUUCAUGAAGACCGACAUAGUAACAUGCAUAGGUAGAAUGUAAUGCCCCCAAGCAUGGAAAUCAUCUCAUUGAAAGAUAGCCUGGCUGAAGCUCAGGGCUGGCCUGAGCCACCCUGGGCUGGUCUUGGGUUCCAUCCUGUUAUCACUGCCGCCUGUCACAUUGACUUUCUGAAGAUGAACCUUCCUUCUGAAUGCGGUCUGUCCACGUGGGCCUUUCGAUCUGGAUGUGUGCAUUGCUUCUCUUAGUGAUCGUCUUAGUUCCUCAAAGCUGCUUGUUCUCCCGUGGAAUCCUGUCCCAAGCUACCUCUGGCAACCCUCUCUCUAGCAAGACUUCUGUUUUCCCUCUCCCCUCCCUCCUCCUUUUAAAGCUCACCAAAUUGAUGCUCCAUUAAACCCACUGUCUGGAAUGACACCCCUCCCAUCAGUACUUGACCAAUUUUAUGUUAUGCUCAGAAAAUUUUUAUGCUAUAAUACCUAUGUUUAUUGAAAGAGAUGUACCUAAAAAGCCAGCCCUUGAUUUGAUUGUAGUAUAGAGGAGACACAUUGAUCCUUAUGACAAAACUAAGUGAUGUUUGAAAGCGCCAUUUUAAUUAUUUCUUUUUAAUAAUGAUCUAUGCAGCACUUCAAGAAACAACUAUAACAGUGUUGUAUCGUAUAAACUGGUACAUUCUACUAUUAAGUUUGUUUUUUGGUUUCUAUGCUUCUUGAGGUGGUAAUGAGAAAAACGGUUUGUUUGUUUUUUUUAAACGGUGUGCCUUGCUGUAUUUCUUAUGCCAUUUAUUAAAAAGCUGCUUUUGUGGUAAUAUUAUAUUGGUUUGAAAGGAGGAAAUAGCAAGGUUAAGUCACGUAGAUAACUUCUGUAUAUAUGUAUAAGCUAGUACAAACACUGAUGUAUGACAGUAUAAAAUGCUUUCAUGUUUGUGAUGUCCAGUGAUGUGGAGAAUAUAAGCCUUAAACCAGUUCAAUUGCAUGGUAAUUAAAAUUGGCAUAAUAAAAAUAGCUUAUUGGGGGAAAGGAAAAUUAAUGAUCUCUUCUACCUGUGUUCUUUACCAAAUUCUUGCAUCUGGUUCUGGAAAAGAAAAACAAAUAAACUCCAUAUAUUAGUUUCCCAAAUAUCCAUAGUGCACAGAAGGCUUAAGUUGCUUAGACUAUAGACUAGGCCUGAAACCUUCAUAAUUUUCAAAAAUCUUUCUGUUUCAUUGUAAACAUCCUGAAAUAGCAAAGGUUUAAAGGCCAUUUCCACCAACAAUGUUUUAUUCUAAGUGUUUUUAUUUCUACUUGUUAAUAGUUUAAAGUUAUAUUUGGAGAUCUGUUACAUGCCCUAAUUUAUUUUAAAUAUUUGAAUGGGUUGGGUGGAUCGUAUAGAAAAUUUUAUUAUUAUUUUAUUUAAACUAUAGAUUUCAGGUAUAUUUAUUUUGUUAAGAAAAAUCAACAGAAAUAUUCCAUUUGGUCUUUUUUUUUUUUGACUUGAAAAAUUCAGCUUUUAAUUUAUAUCAUAACUCCUACUAAAGUGCCUGACACACAGUAGGUAUUUCAUAGAGUUUCCUGAAUUAGAGUAUUAAGUGGUGUUGUGUGUAUACACACACACACACACACGCACACACACACACACACACACACACAAAAGAUUCCUGCAUUAAAAUUAAAACUAGGCAAAGAUGUGCAAAGUGAAUCACACACGGUAUAUAAUCAGAUUUCAAAAAGCAAAGAGAACAUGACAGACAUAUGUAGCCACAAAAAUGACAAUCAUUCAUUUGAUAGAUCACUCAUUAGCAUCUUUUACCUGCAAGUCACUAUUCUAGAUUCAGGGAGAGCAGCUAUGAACGAUGCACUGCCUUUGGAGGUUUAUCUGUGUUUGAGACAGAGUGACCAACCACACAGACAACAUGCCAUAGUGUUCCACAGGUGAGGAAGAAAGCAAGUGUAGAGAAAGAGUCACAGUGAGAGAGACAGCGGUGAGAGGCUAGGGCAAAGAGAAAGGCUAUGAGAAAGUAGAGGCUAGAGGGGCUUCACUACAGGUAUGAUAGAAGAGAAGGCCGAAGAGAGAGGACUGAAGGGUGUUUAUGGAGCUGACUUGGAGCGUUUGUGUGCUGUGUACUAGGUAUAGAAGACCCAGUAGCUUGUGUGGGGCUUUAUUUUAUCCCACAAUUGGAACUUUACUAGCACCCUCCCAGGAACACUUAAUUACCACGUAUGUGCAAUUUCACAACUUUAUUAACUUUGUGUGGGUUUUGCCCCUUCUAACCUUGGCUGCACAUAUUUUUAAAUGGAUGGCUUAUUCUAGGCUUUUGGGUAUGUAGUGACUUCUUCCAAAGGAGUCUUAGAGAGACAUCUAGUUAUAGUGUUCACAAGAAUUGCAAAGGGGAGAUGUUAGACAUAACUGUAUGGUAGGGGGAAUGUAAGGGGGAAUUAGCUAGAUUCAAGGCAAUAACAGAGUGCACGGGGAUUGUAGCCCGAGAUACAGAGAAAGACAGAUCCUAGAGCCCUGAAAAGUGUUUGAACAUUUUUGGACCUCUGUUGUAAUAUGGCAUUAUUUUAUAUAUUGAGACAACCUGAAUUUCUCUUGGUCAGUAACUAAUGUCAAGUCUGUGUCUAUUGAAAAGACAUUCAAAAAAAUUAAUGGGCUAUGCUGAACUAUUUGCCUCUUGUGCACUCAUAAAGACUUAGAAUUUGAAAAUAUUUAUUAGUUAUUUACUUAACACUAACACCAAAUUGACCAGGUUGACUCUUGGGUUUAUUGAUGCCUUUUCCAGCCAGAAGAAAUGGAAGAGUCUCAGUCUCAUACCCUGUGUAGACACUACCUUCCCAGCUGCAUUUGAAAAGAGCCUAUUUGGUUUGUCUUGAUUCAACCAACGAUAUCAACACAUGCCUCACAAUGAUAGUUUGUUAUUUGUUAAGACAAAGUGUCCCUCUGAUGGGCAUGUGUUUCUGUUAGAAUGUGCUUUCUUAGAUUACUAAAUAAAGUCCACAGGGUACCCCUCCCUCUUUCAGUUUUGCUCAUUGGUCCUAUGCCUGUGCUGCAGAGCAGCCCCUCAGAGGAUUCCUGGUCCCUCUGUCUCAUGGCCACCAUGCAGGUAAUUGAGGAGAGUUACUCUCUUUCCCAGGCAGUUCCUCCAACUGCCCUUCAUGUAUCAUGAUUUCAGAUCCAUUUCAACCUAACUGAAUGUUAAACAGGCAGAACCCUUGAUGUCAAGGGACUGUCUUCAUCAGACAUGUAGAGAGGUAUGUGGACAUUUAAGUGCUAAGUUUUCUCAAAAAUAUAUUCAAGAUAUAUGUUUAUUCUACUAUUGUAAAUUUCAAUAAAUAAACAAAUAAACAAGUGAAUAAAAUAAGAAUCCAUGACUUCCUUCUGUGAUCCAGGCUAAUGUUGGAGUCAUUUUCAAUCUUUUCCUUAUGUUGGAUCCAAACCCGACAUUUCCAUAGAAAACAGAUCUACCCUUCUGUUUGUUUACUCACUAAUCCAUUUGGCCAUUCAAUCAUCCGUAGAGCAGCCAUUAGUGUUGCCUCACCUACACAGACAACUGAAGCAUGAUCUAUGCUUGAAUAUUUCCCUCCAAUCCUACCCUUGAAGAUAAUUAUGACAACUCCCCCAGAUAAAUUUUCCCCAGACCCACUUACUUUGCCUCUUAUCUAGUCUGUCUACACUAUCAAAAAUCAGGUGACCAAAUUGAUAUGUCCUAUGGUCUGGAUGGAACUGUGAGAAGAAACAAAGUGUCUUUAAUUAAGAGAGAAGUAUUUUUUAGAUUUUUUUCAGUUAUUCAACAAAUCUGCAAACAAGAGAGCAGUUGAAUGGAGAGCAUGUGACAACCCAGGUUUGAUUAUCUUGUUGCUUGGUUCAUUCAGCUUAGCUUUUCACCAUAAUGGCUGAGAAGAGAGUGGGUGCAGAUGUCAAACAGUGAGGUGACCCAGCUGGUUCUCACAGGAAGAGCUGUGCUCACUUCUGAGUGAAACUGAAAUAUGUUACUUUUGUAGAGUAACUAACCCCUGAGUAUCAGCACUUUUAUAUUUGAAGAAGAACUUGACCACCAAAAUUUACAGGAAUACCUCUUUUCAGAUACACAUAGCACAUAGCUUUCCCCAUUUUUAUUUUGGUAAAUUUAGACCUAUGGAAAAGCCAAGUGGUAUAAGAACAAUGUCUCUGUGCACUUCACUCAGUACAUUUACUGUUAAUAUUUGAUAUUUCUCUUUCUGUCCAUGCCACACUACAUUACAUAUCACACAUCACACACACACACACACACACACACACACACACACACAUGCACUCACAUACAUGUGACCACACACACUAUCUUCUGGUAUGAUUAUACCAUUAAAAAUUCAUUUUUUGCAUACAACACUUCAUUUAUAAAGAUGAGCUAAUAUGAGAAGGAACAAAGGCAUUUUCUACAAGUCUGUAAUGCCAUAUGAUAAUACAUAGUAAUCCUUAUUACAGUUUCUCUACUUUCAAGAUAUGCUUUUGUGUGUGUGUGUAUGUGUGUGUGUGUGUGCACACGUAUGCGUGCACCUUUACCUUCAAUCUAGUGCACAAAUGAUGACUGCAUAGGCCUUUUAGCUUUGUAUCUUCUUGACCUUGAAUAGGUCUUUCAUACUCUUCUUCCCCUUUUGGUCCUCACUGUAUUGACAUUUCUGAAGAGCUCAGAUCAGUUUUAUAGAAUGAGUCACAACCUGGAUAAGUCCUGUUAUCUUCUCAUUGUAAAUCUCAGGAUGAGCUGGUUUUAGAGCUCUAGCUUAUGAGUGAUAGUGUGUUCAGAUCUUGGAUGGAGUGGGAGUGGAUCACUUACAUUCUUGAUUCACAUUUUUCUUUUGUUUUCUAAGGCAGAGGUCAACAAAUCAUGGCCCAUGGGCCUAAUUUAACCAACUGCCUAUUUGUAUUUGUCCUGGGAAUUAAGAAUGACUUUUACUUUUUUAUGUGGCUAAAAAACAAUAAAAAGAAUGUUUUUGUGAUAAGUGAAAGUUACAAGAAAUUAAAAUGUUUGUGUCAGUGAAUAAAGCUUUAUUAGAACACAACCACACACUUGUUUACAUGUGGUUAGUUUUGCACUAUAACUGCAGUCACAGCAUAGUCGGUAUGUCUGAAAUGUUUCCUUAUAUGACCCAUUGGAAACUCCCUUCUGAUCCCUGAUCUACGGAAUUAUAACAUCUGAUACCAUUUUGUGAGAGGCCAAUAGAUUGCAAAGUCAAUGGGAUACAGAGCAUGCAAGUUUUUUCCACAUUGUCAAUUUCAGUUCCAUGAAGAAUGACUGAACCAUUGACAUUCUUAAGUCACAGUAUUCUAUUAUUCUGUAAGGCAGAGGUCAGCCAGCUAUAGCCAUGGACCAAACAGAUCUUUACUUUUGACUUGUAAUUUUAGGAAAAAAAUAAGCUGUACUUUGUAUCAUAAACAAAAAGAUUAUUCUACAUCAUUAAUGUAAGUAUUUGGAUUCAGUGGUUUAUAGAUUGGAUAUUACUGAUUGAUUUGGAAUUUAAUCAAUUACAGAUUGGAUAUUUAGGGCAACCAAGACCACAAGAAAAAUUGGUGCACUCUAAACUCAGUGAGACCUCUCCAAAGCAGUGUUAAGCCAGCUUAUUCCAUUAUUAUGAUUAUUUAUUUAUUCAUUUUUCAAGCCAAACAUUAACAUAUAUAUACACAUGCACCAUUCAUUCUCUGAUCAUAUAUAAAACGUUUCAUAUGCCAAGGAAAUAGCUGUUGAGACCGUGAUGUGGUUGUGGGUAGACACUCUCAUUGAGUAGAAGAGUUCAGUGAAAUUAGUCCUAUAGUUCAUCCAUUGAUUUGAUGCAGGCAACUCUGUCACAUGUUUAACAAGGGAAUGGUCAAGCAAACCAUACAGAUGCUUCUUUAAAAACAGCUACAUGCCUUCCACACAGCAAUUACUUCUGCAUUUGAGACUUGUCACCAAUUUGCUUGUCCAAAGGAGAAUGAUAUGAUAUACAUAGAUCAGGAUAGGAUUUUUAGCAGUGGCAUGCUGGCUAAUGCCUUGAGACCAACUGACUCUCCAUUAUGGACUCCCACCAAAGCAGAAUGUAUGCAGUUCAUUCUUUCUUGUGCUUUGAAAUUAAUCAGGGCCUGCAUAAUGCGCCUUUCUUAGGUUCUUUCUCAGGCAGCAUAAAUGCAAAACUUGGUUGGUGUCCACACAUAUGAGGUUGUUUUAGUCCAGUAUGACUGUUAUAACAAUAUACUUUACUCUGGGAAAUUUGUAAACAAGAAAAUUUGUAGCUAGACAAUCUAGAAGCUGAGAAGACCAAGAUCAGGGUGGCAGAAGAUUCAGAUUCUGGUGAGAUCCUUCUCUCUUCUUCAUUGAUGGCUGUUCUUUGUGCUUCCUCACAGUGAGGGGUGCUGAACAAGCCUCCUCAGCCCUCUAUGGACCGUUAUCUCCUUCACAACUUAGUCACCUUCCAAAGACUCUUAUUAAUUCUGUUGCACUGGGAACUGAGUUUGAACAUGGAAAUUUAGGGAUACAGAAAUUCAGAACACGGCACAGGCAUUUGCAGGUAUUGGGGCAAUUGUCAAUAAACAGUUUCCUGUGAAGAGGUUACUCGUCUCUCUUCUCGCCGCCCAAGAAAGGGAACAACACAGUUGAUUGGAAUGAUAUGGUUUUAAAGGCAGUUUAAGAACUGUCUAAUUUGUUCUUUUAAAAAAGAUUAUUUCUAAAGUUUCAUAUGUUAUUAUUGAUUAGCAACCUUGUAACAUCAUAUUUAAGACACACUAAAUAGGAGAUGUCCCGAAGCACAAGAGAAUGAGCCCUAUGCAAAAGACUAUCUGAGCAGCCCCAGUUAAUCCACAACCAUGAGGUAUUUGAGCUGUGAGGAGUAGGCUCUUCCGAAAAAACAGCAUUAAAAACAGAGAUGUGAAGCACUGUGAAGCUUGGACUCCAUCCCCCUGGGAAAUGGCCAGUCCAGGCAGUCUAGUCUCAGGAACUUUGCCAAGUGUGAAGCUUGGAGGCAGAAGAUGAUAAAGAUGUCCCAGGUGUGCCCAGAGUCACACACAUCUCACCACCUAAGCUGCUGAGCUCAUCAGCUCCCUACUGUGCUGUUUUCCUUCAUUCAUGCAGCUUGGGGAAGUUUGACUGGAAGCUUCAGGAAUAAAUUUGGAUAUUUUUCCAUAUCAUAAGGACAAGCAAUAAUACAACUUAUUAAAUUAGUGCUUAUGAGUGAUAUAGUCUAAUAUAAACUGUGCUAAGAAUUAUGAAAACUUUCCUUUGUAUUCAAUCUACCAUUUAAAACAAAGCACCAACUCCAUAAACAAAUGGGGGUAUUAUAGAUGUAAAGUGUUAUUCAGUAAGAUUUAUUCAAGGUCUUAAAUGAUUCAGGCAUUAAGAACAUAAAAAUACUCAAAAUCCUCUGUAAACCUCAUAUUCCCUAACCGCUGGUUUAUAAAAACAUCGGGGUUAUAGAAUUAGUCUGGUUCUACUAGUUGAUCAUGUUACUUUAAACUAAGUCAGAUAUUCAAAGCAAAUCAUUCCUUUUGUGUGUAUUUCCUGGAAAAUGUGUGUCAUUUAUUUUAAAGAAUCUCCAAAUAAAAAGCCAAAUUGCUGGAAUGUACCUUGUCAUUAAAACAGAGUGAAAAG